Molecule: messenger RNA, 1207 nt
Organism: Alosa alosa (allis shad)
Lineage: Eukaryota; Metazoa; Chordata; Actinopteri; Clupeiformes; Clupeidae
Gene: tradd
Product: tnfrsf1a-associated via death domain
Exons: 6
Coding region: 167-1036 (289 amino acids)
Biological process (GO): extrinsic apoptotic signaling pathway; positive regulation of canonical NF-kappaB signal transduction
Cellular component (GO): tumor necrosis factor receptor superfamily complex
Molecular function (GO): transmembrane receptor protein tyrosine kinase adaptor activity
Source: RefSeq, a predicted model, not a curated record
AGUGACGUCAUUGUUGAGUUCAGACAGGACUUCCUUGAAAGAAGAGCAGUUGGCUAAACCCCUAGUUAAACUAUUGUCCUAAAAUUGAACGAAGCCAGCAUUCAAGAGAUGGGCUUACUUUAAGGAACUAGUAUUCAGUGUAAAGUUGGAACACGGUGAUGCCCAAAUGAUGGACAGCAUGGAUGAAAAGACAACUGUGGGUGUGACUCCAUGGGCAGGGUGUGUGGUGGUGUUCCUGCAGUCUGUUUCACCAUCAGUGAAUCUUCUUUCCAUCUAUAAAGACCCAAAUGGCAAGUUCAGCGUGUUCAAAGUCCUUAAACUCACUCUUUCAGAUGUAAUUGGCUAUGAGGGAUAUGAAAUCUUGAAGUUGCAUGAUGCAGACCCUGCCCUGGGAGUGGAACUGAAGUUCACAGCAAUGUCACCAUGUCGCCGCUUCCUUGAAAGCUACGCAUGUGGACUUCUGAGACAAGCCCUCCAUCAGCAUUCAUCCAGGCUUCUAGUUCGCCCUGAAGAUGUCAAUAUACAGAUGCAGCUGAAAGCAGCAACUCACACACUGGACCACUGCUUGAAUGACUUGGAAUGCUGCCUUACAUAUAUAAGCACAUCGCAGCCUGUUAGACUUAGAGAUGAUGAAAUCACACAGCUGGAGCAAGCACUGGAGCUGAGUUAUGCCUGCCAGACCCUACGCAUAAAGGAAGUACCCAACAAUUGCUUUCUGUUUCAGGAGAGAGUUUUUGGAGACCGACAGCUGACUCCUGCAGAUCAGCAGCGGUUUGCAGCUCAUAUUGGGCGGGACUGGAAGAGAGUUGGACGAACCUUACAGAAAGGGUGUCGUGCCCUAAAAGGGUCGGCUAUUGACAAUUUGGCAUAUGAAUAUGAAAGGGAGGGACUUUAUGAACAGGCCUAUCAGCUAUUGGGACGCUUUAUCCAGUCAGAGGGCAGAAAUGCCAAACUUGGCCGUAUAAUUGGCGCACUGGAGGAAAAUAAAUUGACCACUAUAGCAGAGAUUAUGCUAGAUAUUAAACCAAGAGAUUGAUUAUUGUGCAAGGGGAAGGCAAAAAGAUGACUCUAUUUCAGCGUAAGUCAUUCAGUUCCAUUGGUCAUUUAUCUUUCAAGUGACUUAAGUAUGUUAGAAUGUGCUUUUUUUGUAACUUUCAUCUGCUGUGUUUCUGUGUUUCUUUUGUAAAGAUUAAAGUUUCUCAUCAUA